CUGGGUCAAUUCGCUAUGCAUGCAAUGACAUCAUUUUUCAAGAUAAUCGUGAUUAAAUAAUAAUACGGCUUGCUCUGAUCGAUCGUAAACUUUCCUCGUAUAUAAAAGAAAUUCUACAUUAAUUGGCGCGGACUUUAUUGCCGUUCAUAACCCCUCGGGACUGUUCACUCAAAGAUGUUCCAUAUAUACAGCUGCAGCAACUUGACUUUCGGAAUGAUUUGACGGAUUCUGUGUUUUCGCCAAUAUACAAAAGUGCUUACAUCGAGAGGCUCUCACAAUUUCACGUGCCUAAUGUUAUGUUUAUUGUGCCUACAUGUUGCUGCAGGGAUGUAAACUAUCAGCAGUAGUGAUUUCGAAAAAAAAAAGAGAAAACCGUACCCAAGAUAUGAUUCAAAAAUGAGGAUUUAGAAUCGGGAUAUUUACACAUUUCUCGUAUGCAACUUCACAUCAAUUAACAUGGGGAAGAAGAACAGUAAGUUAAAACAAGAAGAGGUGGAGGACUUAAAACGCAAGACUUACUUCUCCGAAAAAGAAAUUCAAAACUGGUACAAAGGAUUCAUGAAGGACUGUCCCGAUGGUAAACUUACACUAGAGGGAUUCACAAAAAUCUACAAGCAGUUCUUCCCUUUUGGAGAUCCCAGCAAAUUUGCAUCUUUCGUGUUCAAUGUGUUCGAUGAAAACAGGGAUGGGUAUAUAGAGUUUCACGAGUUUCUAACCGCCUUAUCCGUUACUUCCAGGGGAAGUGUGCAAGAAAAACUUAAAUGGGCUUUCAAACUUUAUGAUUUAGAUAACGAUGGUUUCAUCACAAGGCAAGAACUACUAGAUAUAGUGGACGCUAUUUAUAAAAUGGUGGGAAAUAUGGUAAAUCUUCCAGAAGAAGAAAAUACACCCGAGAAGAGAGUAAAUAAGAUAUUUGACAUCAUGGAUAAGAAUCGAGAUGAUCAACUUACCUUUGAGGAAUUUUUAGAAGGUUCAAAGAAAGACCCAACCAUUAUUCAAGCCCUAACGCUCUACGACAUGGCGCAGCCUCAGGGUCAAGGCUAAACAAGAGGCAGGGUGACUAGCGUCUUGUAUCAUCCGGACGACAGUGUGAUGAAAAUAUGAAAUGGACACGCAAGACAUUCGUGAUGCACAACAACGAAUGCAGCACAUUUAUUUCAUUUAUUUUAUUCCUGUUUAUUCCAAUCCAGAAUAUUCGUGACAAAACAAUCAGAGUAAUGUAUGUUUUGAACAGAGUGAUAGUGACCAAAUCACGUGUAAAAGUAUGUGUAUGACGUCAUUCCAAACUUAGUGUGUACCUCAUUUGAAACAGAGGCAGAAAAUAAAACGUGAAAAGGGAAGCAGAAAUUUUUAUUAUAGAUGUAAAAUGAAGUAAUGAAAUCGAAACCAUUUCUUUGUGAUGAUUAUGGUUACCAACUACAUGUAUUGAUUAGUUUGUAUUAAGAUUUUUGUUGAGCUGAUUAUUUUGAUGAAUAUAUCCAACAGAAAUUCUCCAGUUUAGACCAAUGCAUUAACAUCAUUUUCUAUAUUGAGUUUGGAAUGGUACCGUGAAUAACAAGACGAGAAAUAGAUAAUUCCGAAAAUUCUUAUAUCACAGCACAUACCCUCAAUUUGUAAGGUUAUUUCAUUUUGAAUUACAGAAGAGAACAUUGUACAGUGAUUCUCAAUGAUGAAAACGUGGUUUAAAGCUUCUUCCUGUACUUAAUAAUUAUGUGUCAAAUUUCAGUCCAGCCAGAACUCACAAUGUAUCGGCUUUCUAUAUUGUUUUUCGUGUCUAUAUUUGAUUUCGAAAUGUUAGUCAAAGUGUUAUUUUUUUUUUAAAACUUGUUAAAUCUAAAUCCUUCCACUUUGCCUCAUUUGGAAAAAAAUGCUGGAUAGUUUCGUUUUCAAAUUACAGCUGAUGGAAAUGUAAAAACAGAUUGAUUUUUUUUAUUCGUAAAAUUGUUCAUUCAUAGCGCAGGAACUACAAUUCAUGAUAACGAGAAGUCUGUUUGACAAUUCUAAAGGACCCGGAUGUACUUCCCGCCAAACUCACCGUUACCAAAUGAGGAUUGUUACAUAAAACCAGUGAGACUUGUGUGCACUAUUACUCAGUAAUUAUAUCCUUAUGGUUAUAUAUGCAAGCACCAAUAUAUAAAUAUUGUUUCCAAUAUGCAUUUUAUUUAGUUGAUGGAAUCCAGCCAUAUUUCAUUCAUUUAUGUCUCGAUGAAUGUACUGAUUUCAUAAAAAAAUUUACAUGUGCUAUUAAAUUAUUAUUAAUUGUAAAAUAAAUCCUUUCCAAACUUUG
Molecule: messenger RNA, 2287 nt
Organism: Ostrea edulis (European flat oyster)
Lineage: Eukaryota; Metazoa; Mollusca; Bivalvia; Ostreida; Ostreidae
Product: neuronal calcium sensor 1-like
Exons: 7
Coding region: 457-1044 (195 amino acids)
Molecular function (GO): calcium sensitive guanylate cyclase activator activity; calcium ion binding
Source: RefSeq, a predicted model, not a curated record